This is a messenger RNA of Tremella mesenterica DSM 1558, 4509 nucleotides long. RefSeq lists its product as uncharacterized. The transcript has 6 exons. Gene Ontology annotation, biological process: positive regulation of transcription by RNA polymerase II. Bases 1 to 4509 code for a protein of 1502 amino acids. Lineage: Eukaryota; Fungi; Basidiomycota; Tremellomycetes; Tremellales; Tremellaceae. Gene Ontology annotation, cellular component: nucleus. Gene Ontology annotation, molecular function: ATP binding; histone binding; DNA binding. The record is from RefSeq and is a predicted model, not a curated record.
AUGUCCGACCAUCACCCCACUCCCACUCCCACUCCCGACCCUUCUCAACCCACCGCCACUCCUUUGAACAUUGACUCUUCUCUCCGUCCUCCCCCGACUGCAUCUAGCAAUGGUAGCGGUAAUGGUAGUGCUAGUGCCAGUACCGAAUCUCGUCCAUCCCCCGCAUUGUCAAAGACCCAUUCUCCCAUGUCUGCAGAGGAUCAGAAAAAGCUCAACUAUAUCGCAAACAUGCCAGAAGAGCAUAUUCAACGGCUGAGAAAGCGUUUGAACGAACUUCAAGCCUCUGGAAUGACAAAGGAGAAUUCGAGUGAAGUCAGCAAAAUGUCAACCAUUCUCGAUAUGUACGCCCGAGCCAAGUCCUUAGACUCCCAGCGCUCGUAUGUCUAUCAACGGAUGAACAGAGCUCAAGCUGAUGACAUAGCCUCCCCUGCCGCCCAACCUCCUCAGCCGACUGUCCACGUAUCUAUGACCCCGGCCCAAAUCAAUCAACUGCGCUCCCAAGCUGCAUCCUACCAACUUCUUUCUCGCGGACAGCAGCCCCCUACGAACUUGCAACAAGCGGCUCAAGGUGUACAUCCGCCAGGAGUCGGCACACAACCAUCCCCUUUGGGUGACUCCGUCACCAACAAGCUUGUCGAGAAGACAGUCGAAGCUGUCAUGAGUGAUCAUCUCCAACAGUCAUCUGGAAAAUUCAAAACACCCGAUGCCUCCGGGGAAACAAUGGAAGUGGAUGGUGAAGGUAGCGGUAGUAGCAGUGAAGGGGAGAAAAUCGUUACUCCUCCCUCUGAACCUCCUUACGCCAUGGAGUUCGAUCCAUCGUCCAUCAUCUACCCUUAUAACGCGUUUACACAUCCGGAUAUCUACGCGCAUCGCAAAUUCGACGAAGAAAUCACCAACCCACUGAGCAAGAUGCAGCGCCAAUUGGUACCGGCCAUCAUGCCUCGAGGUCUUGAUCCGUAUCUCCUGAUAGAAGAGCGAAAUCGGUAUGUCGAGACUCGUAUGUCGUGGCGGAUGACGGAGCUUGAGGAGAUGGCGUCAACUUUCGGUUUGGGUCAACAAGGAGCAAAGGAUAUUCCUGGCAUCGUUGAAAGCAAAAAGCCUGCAAAGAAUCUCGGGAUGCAAGCACGGAUCGAACUCUUGAGCCUACGGCUACUCGGAAAACAGCGUCUGCUACGUGAAGAUAUGGUACGAGCGAUGCACGGAGCUGUACAAGUUCCAGCGGAUCGAUCACAGUUCAGGCGCUUCAGGACACAUACUUUGAGGGAUGCCAGAGCGACAGAGCAGUCUGAGCGAAGACAGAGAACGGAGAGGGAACGCAGAGGCAAAGAGAGACAUCUGGAGUAUAUCAACUCUAUCUGUGAACAUGGUCAAGCGGUGAUCAGCGCUGGAUUUGGCACUUCACGAGGUCAAGGAGCUGACAAGAUGCGUCGUCUGGGUCAAGCGAUGAUCAAAAUGCACAAAGACACGGAAAGGGAAGAACAACGAAGAAUCGAGCGAUUGGCGAAAGAACGUCUCAAAGCACUCAAAAAUGACGAUGAAGAUGCUUAUCUGGCUUUGCUCGGCGAAGCAAAAGAUUCUCGUAUUGGACAUUUGCUCAAGCAAACGGAUCAGUAUCUUGAAACUCUUGCCGCCGCCGUGGUCGACCAGCAGAACGACGCUGUCCAUAGAGAUCAGGUGAUGAUGGAAUUGCCGUUUGAACAAGAAGAUGGACCAGCCUCAGAAGCGACCUUUGGCGCUCGACGACAGGAUGGCGAGGAAGAAGGGGCAGAGAGGAAAGCCGGCAAGGUUGAUUAUUACGCUGUGGCGCACAGAAUACAGGAGAAGGUCACGAAGCAAGCCAAUAUCCUGACAGGAGGCACUUUGAAAGACUAUCAGGUCAAGGGUUUGCAGUGGAUGAUCAGUUUGUAUAACAAUAGGCUGAACGGGAUCUUGGCAGACGAAAUGGGCUUGGGUAAAACCAUCCAGACAAUCUCGCUCAUCACCUAUCUGAUCGAAAGCAAACGACAACCAGGCCCUUUCAUCGUCAUCGUUCCUCUCUCCACUCUGACCAACUGGACUAUGGAGUUCGAUCGCUGGGCUCCCAGCGUCCGCACUGUCAUCCUGAAAGGAUCACCUUUGCAACGUCGAGAGCAAUAUGCCCGCCUUCGAUCUGGCGAUUUUCAGGUAUGUCUGACAACAUAUGAGUAUAUCAUCAAGGAACGUCCUCUGCUCUCCAAGAUCAAAUGGGUUCAUAUGAUCAUCGAUGAAGGUCAUCGAAUGAAGAAUGUUAAAUCCAAAUUGUCGCAGACGCUCAACGAACAUUAUUCCACUCGAUAUCGACUUAUUUUGACUGGUACACCCCUUCAAAACAACUUGCCUGAACUGUGGGCUCUGCUCAACUUCGUCCUGCCGAAGAUUUUCAAUUCCGUCAAAUCUUUCGACGAAUGGUUCAACGCCCCGUUUGCCAACACUGGAGGGGAGAAGAUGGAGAUGAACGAAGAAGAGGCGUUGUUGGUAGUAAAACGUUUGCAUAAGGUGUUGAGACCUUUCUUGCUCAGGAGACUGAAGAAAGAUGUGGAGUCGGAAUUGCCUGACAAGGUAGAGAAGAUCAUAUAUACCAAAAUGAGUGCUUUACAGUGGAAGUUGUACGAAAGUGUAAAGAAGUACAAGACACUACCGACUGAUAUGAGCGCGGGAAAACCUCGUCGUCAGGCCAAUUUGCAGAACGCCAUCAUGCAGCUGAGAAAAAUCUGUAAUCAUCCUUUUGUGUUCCGUGAAGUCGACGAAGACUUUACCGUGGGAACCAAUAUCGACGAACAGAUUGUACGAACUUCUGGAAAGUUUGAACUGCUUGAUCGUCUCCUUCCCAAACUAUUUCGAACCGGUCACAAGGUUCUCAUCUUCUUCCAAAUGACAGAAAUCAUGACUAUCAUCGCGGACUUUUUCGAUUAUCGAGGGUGGAAAUACUGUCGGUUGGAUGGUAGUACCAAAGCGGAUGAUCGACAACAGCUCUUGUCCACAUUCAACGAUCCAAGUUCUCCAUAUCAAGUCUUUAUCCUUUCCACUCGUGCUGGUGGUUUGGGUCUCAAUCUUCAAUCCGCUGACACUGUCAUCAUCUACGACACGGACUGGAAUCCAUUUGCGGAUUUACAAGCGCAGGAUCGUGCACAUCGUAUUGGACAAAAGAAAGAAGUCCGAGUAUUACGUUUGAUCUCAAGUGGGACUGUGGAAGAACUCGUCUUACAAAGAGCACAACAGAAACUGGAGAUCGAUGGUAAAGUCAUUCAAGCUGGUAAAUUCGACGACGUCACCACUGGUGCGGAAUACGAAGCAUUACUUGCCAAAGCUUUCGAAGCUAAUGCGGAUGACGAUAAUGAAGAGACGAACGAGUUGGAUGAUGAUGAGUUGAACGAGCUGUUGGCUCGGGGUGAUCAAGAAUUGGGCAUCUUCACUGAGAUGGAUAAAGAGAGAGAGAGAGAAAAACUUGAACAUUGGAGAGCCGAAGGAAAUAAAGGUCCAUUACCCCCUCCUCUAAUGCAAGAUUCUGAAUUGCCUCCAUUCUAUCGUCGUGAUAUUGGGGAUGAACUCGCCGCUCAAGUUGCGGCAGAGGAAGAAAGUGGAAGAGGCAGAAGAGCCAAGGCAGAAGUGAAAUAUACAGAUGGUUUAACGGACGAACAAUGGUUAAAUGCUGUGGAUGCGAGUGAUGAUGAUGUUGACGAAGCUGUUGGACGUAAACGCGCUCGAAUCGAAAAACGUGCUGAAAGAAAAAGGAUCAACGAAAUGUUAGCACAAGCUGAAUUAGAAGGAAAACCUCUCAACAGUUCUUCUAUCAAAUCUACUUCUCCUCCAGUAACUAAAACGGGGAUGAAGAAAAGAGGUAGACCAAGUCAUUCCGCAACCCCUUCAGUUGUUGAAGAUUUACCUCUUUCUUCUUCAAAACGACGAAGAAUAUCUACCGAAGAGAAGAAUGUAAUGCAGAAGAUAUAUAAAGAAACGAAUGCUCUCACUUCGGCAGAAAACGAACUUCUCAAUACGUAUUUCGUUGAACCUGUUAAUAAAAACGAUUUCCCAGAUUACUUUGCGAUUAUCAAAAAACCAAUCUGUAUGAAACAAAUCAAAAAGAAAAUCGAUAAAGAUAAUUCUUACGGUCUUGAACAAUUCAAAAUUGAUAUGCAUCAAUUAUGGGAUAACGCAAGGACGUAUAACCAAGAAGAAUCUUGGGUUUAUAAUUCCGCGGAAGAUAUGCAAGAGUUUUUCGAUAAGAUCUAUGAAGAAGAGAUCAAUAAAUUGAGGAAGAAUAUAGGAGAAGGAAUUGGUGGAAGUGGUGAAAGUAAUUCACAAAGUGGGACUAGUACACCUAUGUUUAAAGCUGAUUCGAGUAAGCUGGCUACUAAGAUUAGGUUGAAUAUUGGGAAAAAAUUAAAAGAGGAGAAAGAAAAGGAAAAGGAACAAGAACAGGAACAAACUUCAACACCUACUUUGACCGGAACGGGAGGAUCUAGUGAUGAGAGUGAUGAAGAUGAUUAUUAA